AUGACUUUGUAUGCUGAUCAUCGUGACAAUGUCCUGAAAGCGGCCUGUUUUGGAGGAAACGUGGAAAUAGUCAAGUAUGUUCUCUCACAGAACGUUCUUGGCAUCAACAGCAGAGGGGCGUACAGGCAGACACCCCUGAUGGAAGCAGCUUCACGGGGACAUCAUGACGUGUUUGACGUACUGAUAGAAGCUAAAGCUGACGUGCCACUGGUUGAUGAGCACGGUAACAACAUCCUUCAUCUGGCCUGUUUGUAUGGACAGGAGGAGAUGGUGAAGUAUCUCCUGUCCAAGGACUAUGCGGACAUUGACACCAAGAACAGUCGUGGGAAAACAGCAGCUACGAUAGCAAAAUAA
This is a messenger RNA of Haliotis rufescens (red abalone), 354 nucleotides long. RefSeq names its product integrin-linked protein kinase-like. Gene Ontology annotation, molecular function: protein binding. The record is from RefSeq and is a predicted model, not a curated record. The coding region runs from base 1 to 354 and encodes 117 amino acids. NCBI's taxonomy places the organism in Eukaryota, Metazoa, Mollusca, Gastropoda, Lepetellida, Haliotidae. The transcript has a single exon.